AUGGAAGACUCUUCGGAUCAAUCUUUCGAUCUAGAGCCUCCACAUAACGACCAGGGACCGAGAGAUCUGCCUGUGAUUCAUAUCUUGGCACUGACCGAGCAAUGGUACAUGCCCAGCUCACACAUCGACCUCAGAGGAGCUGAAGAGAUUGGAAGAGGCUCAUGUGCCACAGUCUACCGGGCCAGGCUGAAAGAAUCCGGAUCAGAUGUCGCGAUUAAAGAGGUGAUAGUUGCAUCCAGCCUCCAAAAGCAUCCCAACAUUGUCAGCUUCCUUGGGGCCUCGUUCGAAGGGUCGAGCAUACAGAUUGUGUACGAGCUCGUGGAUGGCUGCACAUUGGAGCAGCUGUAUAACGAGGAAUGUUCUGGGAAACGCCCCUCGAUCGACCUGGUCGUCUCAUGGUCGAAGCAGCUGUCUUGUGGCUUAGCGUUCCUUCACGAUGGGAAACCGAGCAUUAUCCAUCGCGACGUGAAGCCCGACAACAUCCUCAUCUCCUCUGACCGCAGCCUCCUCAAGCUUACAGACUUUGGUCUGUGCAAGGUGAUCGAUAACCAAGUUGGUCGUUACUCCUGGCAAGGAGCGCAGGUGACGGGAGAGGGUUCGCAGCGAAUGAGCGGCAAUACUGGAGCCUGGCGGUACAUGGCGCCCGAGGUCUUCAGUGAUGGGCAAGACGGUUAUACGGCUGCGUAUUCGUCAUCAGCGGAUGUGUUCUCGGCUGGAAUGGUCAUGUGGUACAUGUAUCAUGGUGAGCCCCCGCACAUCGCUAUCGAGCCCCGACUGUUGGCUGAACUAACUGCAAGGCAAGGAUUACGACCUUCUCUGGAGAAGAUGCAGCAAGAACACCAGGAGCUUGCAAGGAUCGUAGACCGGCUGCCCGGUCCCACUCGACCUGAUUCCUUGAAGAACUUGCUGAAGCCUCUCAGUGUUAACUCGAAGCCAAGGCCUCGCACUCGUCCUCCUGUCGCUCUUCCUGUCUUCCUUCACUCCCGCGCUGCUUAUUCUCUGGGCUCUCACAUAGGAAUCAGCCCGCACGGCUGGGACCUCCCGUCUGACCCUUACCUGUCCUCCUUCUUCUGUCCGAUGCCAAGCUUCACACCGGCAAGACGGCGACCAUACACGUCAGAUCCGAGAUCUUGUGCAGGUCAGAGAAGCGUAGACAGCGAUCGGUCGCGGGCGGAUCUCUUCAACUUCAAGAGCACGACGCCGCGGCUGAUAGUAGACGACGUUGAUCGAGGAGAGCAGGAGCAGCUUUCCAAGAACAAGCUCAGGAGACGGCCAGCUCGUGACGCUCUUAACCGUGAGGUCGCAGGAGGGAAGAGAUUCGUCUUCCGCAGAAGGAGCCAAACCGAGCGCGUGGACUUGUCGCUGUCCUCAAAUCCUAACGCACAGACAGAAGCUUACAGCUCAAUGGACCCCAAGAAGUUCUUCAAACAUGUACAGAAAGAUAUUACAACAACUUGA
This is a messenger RNA of Guillardia theta CCMP2712, 1458 nucleotides long. RefSeq lists its product as hypothetical. The coding region runs from base 1 to 1458 and encodes 485 amino acids. The transcript is spliced from 8 exons. Gene Ontology annotation, molecular function: protein kinase activity; ATP binding. The record is from RefSeq and is a predicted model, not a curated record. Gene Ontology annotation, biological process: protein phosphorylation. Lineage: Eukaryota; Cryptophyceae; Pyrenomonadales; Geminigeraceae.